This is a messenger RNA of Fukomys damarensis (Damara mole-rat), 588 nucleotides long. It is a transcript of the gene Magohb, whose product is annotated as mago homolog B, exon junction complex subunit. Bases 78 to 524 code for a protein of 148 amino acids. The transcript has 5 exons. The record is from RefSeq and is a predicted model, not a curated record. NCBI's taxonomy places the organism in Eukaryota, Metazoa, Chordata, Mammalia, Rodentia, Bathyergidae. Gene Ontology annotation, biological process: RNA splicing. Gene Ontology annotation, cellular component: nucleus; catalytic step 2 spliceosome; exon-exon junction complex.
GUCUGCGCGACUGACGUAACUUCCAGGCGCCGGGUGGCACGUUGGCUGGGCUUUCGGCGCGUUUCCAGGGAGCAAAAAUGUCUAUGGCUAGUGAUUUCUACCUACGCUACUACGUAGGGCACAAGGGAAAGUUCGGACACGAGUUUCUGGAGUUCGAGUUUCGGCCGGACGGAAAGCUUAGAUAUGCCAACAAUAGCAAUUACAAAAAUGAUGUCAUGAUCAGAAAAGAGGCAUAUGUCCACAAGAGCGUAAUGGAAGAGCUGAAGAGAAUAAUUGAUGACAGUGAAAUUACAAAAGAAGACGAUGCCUUGUGGCCACCCCCUGACAGAGUUGGCCGGCAGGAGCUUGAAAUUGUAAUUGGAGAUGAACAUAUUUCUUUUACCACAUCAAAGAUAGGCUCCCUUAUUGAUGUAAAUCAGUCAAAGGAUCCUGAAGGCCUUCGAGUAUUUUACUAUUUGGUACAAGACUUGAAAUGUUUAGUUUUCAGUCUCAUUGGAUUACACUUCAAGAUUAAACCAAUUUAAAUUGUAUAUUUGUGAAGCUCUUUGUAUAUUUGAGGGGAGGGGGAGGAAGGGUUUUUCAUUUAUA